This is a messenger RNA of Portunus trituberculatus (swimming crab), 9911 nucleotides long. RefSeq names its product CCR4-NOT transcription complex subunit 1-like (gene Not1). Gene Ontology annotation, cellular component: CCR4-NOT core complex; P-body. The transcript is spliced from 38 exons. Bases 198 to 7889 code for a protein of 2563 amino acids. Gene Ontology annotation, biological process: nuclear-transcribed mRNA catabolic process, deadenylation-dependent decay. Lineage: Eukaryota; Metazoa; Arthropoda; Malacostraca; Decapoda; Portunidae. Gene Ontology annotation, molecular function: molecular adaptor activity. The record is from RefSeq and is a predicted model, not a curated record.
UCUCGCCAGGAGGAGUAGGAGGAGUGAGCCAACAUGGAGGACCAGGCAAAGAUAACCUAGUGUGUGGCCACCUUCUUCCCCACUUUUCCUAAUGUUGGACUCCGAGAAGUUACCGAUACACUCACUAGGUGGUUGUAGAAGGUGUACGCGAAAGCUUCAAGCCAAUUUGAAGCUUUCGAUGCCGUUUUAAUGGCACUAUGAACCUAGACUCGCUAACUGCUGCUUUGUCUCAUAUUGGUAAUCUGGUCGCCAGUUUGACAAAGAAAAACCUGAACUCUAGUGCACAAGAGAUUCAGGAAGUGGUACGUCAGUUUGGUGGAGAGGCAGAGCGACAUUUGUACCGGGUGUUGAUUGGUCACCUGGAGUGGUCUGGGUCUCAGGGAGGAGAUAGCCACCGACCUUCACCGAAUAACAACAACAAUAAUAACAAGGACAAGGAGGCUGUGAGCAGUGUGGGUGUAGCCUCCCUCACCUGGUCAUCUACCAACGGGGGGGCGAGUGCCCUCCUUCUGCAGCAUCUGGGGGCCACUCUUCCUUCUUCAACUUUUAUUACUAGUCUUGCAUUUGCCAUAGCAAACCCACCGAAUCCCAACAAGGUCAAGCCACAGUGGGUCAGUGGUGUGUGUAGGGCUCUGAAGCUCUCCCGUCUUCAGGAGGUGACCCUCUGCUUGUACCUGCUUCAGGAAACCAACCAAGAAGUACGAAGUCAGUCCAUUGCCAUCCUCAAGCUUAAACUUCCAGAUCUUGUUCGUGCAUAUACUGAUACAGAAUCUGAGGAUCGUGAGCUGUUAGAGCUUUCAACAGAAGCUCUACAUCUGUUGUUGACACACAUUGUACAUUUGUGGAGGGAUCCACCAGUGUCCCUCUUAUCUCAGGAGUCAAUACAGGCUUUCAUAUUUGCACUCCAGCGAGAGUUUCCUCAAUCACGAGUACCAGUGGUUUUGGCUCCUUUGCUUUACCCUGACUCGGACAUCCUCAUGGAAAAGAUGACUCAAGAACAACCUACUAAUAUGGCCAAAAACCUACUGGAUGGGUCAUUAGCAGACCUGGUGCUUGAACUAGGUUAUAGUUUCUGUAAUACUGUAGAAGAAUGUCGGAACAACUUGGGCAACUUUGGGGUGAACUCCAUAACACCAGCAGCUGUGGCCAAAGUGUUGGGUGUGAUGGUGCGCACCCAUACUGGUCUGCCUUCAGAACAGAUUGGACUGCAAAACCUCAACACCCCUAGUUCCUUAUGGAGUGACAGCAAAGACAAAGCUUCUAAUAGUCAAUCACAAUCAGGUGGAAAUGAAGUUGGUGUACCAGGCUCGGGCAGCCUCUCGGGACCUCACGGCUGGAACGUUGAGGUGUUCAUCAAAGGCCUGUUGGAAGUUGUACCCAAUUUGAAUGUUAAGGAAAUCUUCACCAAGCUGGACCAUAAAGGAUUCUUAGUCAAAGAUAGACAAGGCUUGAAGCUUCUCAUGACUGGUCUAAGGUGUCUCCUUCAAGGCCAAGGAAUACGGCUUGACUUAUUUCCGGUGGAAUGCUUCUAUCACCAGUGGAAGAAUACUGAGGAGCAACUAAAUCUCAUCACACAAAUACUCAAAAAUCCUGAAAUAUUUUGCUUCACUGACUUUCAUUGCCACAUGAUCUCAACUGAUUGCCUUAAGACCCUUCCAGAAUUGGAUAACAAAGAUGUUGCUACAUGGAAGUCUGUUCAAUUGCUGGAAAUACUCCUGUAUUUGGGGGAAGCUGGCCACUACACAUCUGUGAAGGAGCUCUUUAAAUUUCCUAUCCAGCAUUGUCCAGACAUUCUGGUGUUAGGUUUAGUGCAGGUCAACCUGCCUUACACAAUGUUGCGACAAGAUCUCAUCACUUCACUGAUCCCAAUAUUCCUUGGAAAUCAUCCGAAUGCUGGUAUUAUUUUACACCAUGCAUGGCACACACAGAACCACACCAACACAGUGCGUCAGAUCAUCAUGCAUGCCAUGUCUGAAUGGUACAUGAUGGUGGAAAAUGACCAGACAAGACUGAGUCGUAUUCUAGAUGUGGCACAGGACCUUAAAGCUUUAUCUCUGCUCCUUAACGCCCAGUCUUUCCCCUUUGUAGUAGACUUGGCUUGCCUGGCUUACAGACGUGAGUUCUUAAAGUUGGACAAAUGGUUGACUGAUAAAAUUCGGGAACAUGGAGAACCAUUCAUAUCAGCUUGUGUAAAGUUCCUUCAGCGUAGAUGUCCUCAGCUGCUGGGAGGGAAGGAUGACAUGCUGCCUAAGUCCUCCCAACUACCUCCUGAGACAAUGGGGACCAUCCUUGUUUGCCUCAAUGCUUGUGCCAUGAAUGUGUCCCAGGAACUGUCAGACACCAUAAUCCAGAUGUUCCAGAACUGUAACUUGAUCAACAGAAGAACUCAAGUUGGUGUGAUUGGUUUUCCUGGUCCUGGUCCAACUCCUUCUAAUGAAGGUCCAUUGGGAAACAUAACAUCCAGCCUCAGCAACUUGAACCUUGGUGGUGCUGGUGUAUCCUCCUCAAUUUUCCCUACUCCUGUAUCGUCUUCAAUGAGCUUUGGAGGGAUAGGAUCGAUUGGGACAGCUCCAGGCUCCCCAGGUCGUCCCCUUGGACCUUCCACUGCACCAGGAACAUCCCAGUCUCCUUUGUCCUCAAUAUUACCUAAUCUUCCUCUGGGACCAGCCCUUCCUGUGGCACCAGUGGGAUCUCAACUCCCUGCACUGCCUGCCUCAUCCAACCUACCCUCCUCGCUGAGGUCUCACUCAGUUCAACCUACUGUUGCACCCCCAAGACAAAUGGAUAUGUCACAAAUUUUUGAUAUGCCACAAUCAGUCAGCAAGGAGGUAGAAGAUGAGGCCAACAGUUACUUUCAACGUAUCUACAAUCAUCCUCCUCAUCCUACUCUAUCCAUAGAGGAGGUUUUAGAUAUGUUGAAGAAAUUCCAUGAAUCUUCAAAUAAGAGGGAGAGAGAAGUUUAUUCUUGUAUGCUGAGAAAUCUCUUUGAAGAAUAUAGAUUUUUUCCGACAUAUCCAGAUAAGGAACUCUUCACCACAGCAAGGUUGUUUGGUGGCAUCAUUGAACAGGGCCUAGUUGAAUACAUGGCUCUUGGUGUGGCUUUGAGAUAUGUAAUGGAGGCACUUCAGAAGCCACAUGGCAGCAAGAUGUAUUACUUUGGUAUAGUGGCCUUAGAUAGGUUUCGGAGUCGUCUCAAGGAGUACCCAAGGUAUUGUCAACAUUUGAUGGCAAUUCAACACUUCAAUGAAUUUCAGCCACAUUUGAUUGAGUAUAUCAAGUAUGGAACACAGUCACAAGAACCUCCUACACGUCCCUCUGGGGUGGUCCUGCCUCCUUCUAUCAAUGUGUCCCCAAGUUCAUCAGUGCCUGGAACUUCAUCUUCACUUGUGGUUGCUCCAGUCACUGGUGGAGGGGCUCCCCCACCACCGGGAGUGCCUCCUGCAUCAUCUGUAGCAAAAAGUCUGCCUCCAGCCACAACUACUACCACUACCACUGCAGGAGCUAUCAUCAAGCCUCAGUUACUCUCAGCUGCCAAUAAUGCAGUUGGGUCUGGAAAGCCAACAAUUACUACAACCAAUAUUGAGACGCUUCUUGUGGCUACAGAGAAAGAGGAGAAAAUAACACCCCCUCCAGAGCACAUUCAAGACAAAGUUGCCUUCAUAUUCAAUAACUUAGCUCAAGUCAAUUUACCUCAGAAGUGUGAAGAACUACGUGAAGUGGUGGGAGAGGAGUACUGGCUAUGGGUGGCUCAGUACUUGGUUAUGAAAAGAGCCUCCAUUGAAAAUAAUUUCCACACUCUCUACUCACUCUUUCUUGACCAACUCAAGAUGAACUCCUUCAACUCAAUGGUCUGUCGGGAGACUCUCAGAAACAUCAAGGUACUUCUAAGGGCUGACAAGUCUGUUGCCAACUUCUCAGACAAAUCCUUGCUGAAGAAUCUUGGUCAUUGGCUGGGUAUGCUCACCCUAGCCAAAAACAAACCAAUCCUUCACACAGAUAUUGACAUGAAAUCCCUGCUGAUUGAAUCAUACAAUAAGGGGCUACAGGAGAUGCAGUAUGUGAUACCCUUCGUUGCUAAGGUGAUGGAGUCUUGUGCCAAGAGUCGUGUGUUCAAGGCUCCCAAUCCUUGGACAAUGGCCAUCAUGAAUGUUUUGGCAGAGCUCCAUAAGGAACCAGAAAUGAAACUGCAUCUGAAGUUUGAAAUAGAGGUGCUCUGCAACAAGCUGGAAAUCAAUCUGGAUGAUCUUAAACCAGCUAAUGUAUUGAAUGAUCGGGAACGUAUUGCUCGCCUCAAGCCCCAACUCUCACAGCCUGGAGGGUCUAAGAGAGCAGAGUCAACACCUCUCUUUCCCGCUUUGCCAGUCUUCGCUGCAGCUUCUUUCAUGCCAAAGACUCCAAGCUGGUCUCAAGCAGUUCCACCGGGUGCAAUUGUGGACACGAACACAGCCAGUGUCCAGAGCUCUUCAGUUGGUGCCACUCCCACCCCACUCACCGUGCUGCCUCCCCAUCCCUCCACCACUCCAACUCCUAUCCAGCCUCAGCAACCACCUGCCUCUGAACCACGCUUUAUUUACUCAGAUAUUAGUGUUGCCUCGCUAAGAGGCUUAGAGCCUCACAUAUCUGUCUCUGUACCUCAGUUUCUUCUUCAGGUUUGUGGUGUGGCGACCAAUGCACAAUUGAAGCAGCUAGUUCGUCAUGCUGUGGAGCUGGCCGUCCAAGAGAUUGUUGCAGCAGUCAUUGAGCGCAGCAUCAAGAUAGCCAUCACCACUGCUGAACAUAUUAUUAAGAAAGACUUUGCACUGGAUCCAGAUGAGUCUCGGAUGCGAGUUGCCACCCAUCACAUGGUGCGCAACCUGACUGCAGCUAUGGCCAUGAUCACAUGCCGAGAUUACCUGGCCACCAACAUCACCAAGAGUAUCAAACAGGGACUGAUGCAGGCCUUCUCUCGUGCAAAUCCUCAACAGCUGCCACAACCUGUGGAACAGAUGGAGCAACUUGCUGCUGCCAUUGCACAGGAGAAUGUUGGCAUUGCCUGUGCCUUCAUCCAGAAAAAUGCUGCUGAAAAAGCUGUAAAUGAAAUGGACAAAAGAUUGUCACAGGAAUAUGAGGCUCGCAAAGUAGCUCGAACUGAGGGACGCCGCUACUGUGAUCCAAUGAUCCUGACAUACCAAGUGGAACGGAUGCCUGAACAAAUACGUCUGAAAGUGGGCGGCAUCACCCCACCACAGAUGGCUGUGUAUGAAGAAUUUGCCCGUAACAUCCCAGGCUUUUUGCCCAUCACAGAUCAGGACACAAUGUUUUUGGCCAAGCCUGUGCCUAUCAGCUUGCAACAGCAACAACAACAGCAGCAGCAACAGCAGCAGCAACAACAGCAGCAGCAGCAGCAACAGCAGCAGCAGCAGCAGCAGCAGCAACAACAACAGCAGCAGCAACAGCAGCAGCAACAACAGCAACAGCAGCAACAGCAGCAGCAAGGUCCUCACACACAACAGCAAGCCUUUGGAAAUGAAGAAGCAACAGCAUUCCUUGUCCUGACAGAGAGAAUCAGUGCUGAACUAGAGCACACCAUCCAGACUUUCACCACCUUGGCUCCAAGCUCUCCACUGCUGUCCAUGCUUCAUUCCCUACGUGAAGGGUUGCUACUCACACGUACUAACAGAGACGUCCACACUGCUCAAGUACUCUUGAGGAAGUGUGUGGACAACCUGAUUGAGGGAGCACGAGAAUUCCCUAGUGAACCUGAGCUUAACCAGUUAGCACUCCGCUUCAGAGACUGUCAUCUCAUAGUGCUCAAGGCCAUGGCUGAUCAUCGCUGUUAUGGUGUUCCCUGGACCUCCAAGAAUAUUACCAAGUGUUGGACAGAGGGACGGGAUGAGGUCAAAUAUAAUUUGGACGUGGUAGACUGGCUAAUCCGCUCCAGUCUACUGAACCAUCAGAUGCUUGAUGAACACCUUGCACGCACCCUUGAUGAUCCCCGGGUCCACUCCUACUUCCCUUCUCUCUUUGUGAUGCAGCUAGUCCAGAUGUAUCUUAUAGAUGACCCAAGCAAUAGUGUGUUGAGUGAGACCGACUUGCAGCUAACAUUAGAAGCUCUGGUACGUCUGUGUCACUCAAGGCAAGCUCCUGAAGGUCUCAUUGCUCUCAUUGAAGCUCUCCGCAUGAAGCACGACUUGCUGACUGGAGAACGUAUCCCUGGGAGCAACAGUCUCAGUAACUUAAACAAUCCUAUUUCUGCUGGGCCAAGUCUUCACUUCCAUUCUGGAGUGACACAAGCCAGGGACUUCCAGGAUCCCCCAGCACUGCAAGAAAAGACAGAGGUGCUGUUGCGUGAGUGGAUCAACAUGUACCACUCCCCCUCGGCUGGCCAGGGGUCUGCUUCAGCCUUCCAGCAUUUUGUUAAGCAGAUGAAUCUUCAUGGUAUUUUGAAGACCGAUGAUCUCAUUACUAGAUUUUUUAGAAUAUGCAUCAGUAUGUGUCGUGACCUGUGUGUGCGUUCCAUCCUGGAGCAAGGGCAGGGGCCAUCACCCACCUAUGUACGCAGCAAAUGCUUCCAAAAUCUAGAUGCAUUUGUGCGGCUUAUUGCCUUAUUAGUCAAGCACUCAGGAGAAGCUACCAACCCUACAACAAAAAUUAACUUACUUAAUAAGGUUUUGGGCCUUGUUUGUGGGAUCAUGAUUCAUGAUAUAGAAUCCAACAGUACAGACUUCCAACAGCUGCCAUAUCACCGUAUCCUCAUUAUGCUCUUCCUGGAAUUGAAUGCCCCUGAAACAAUCCUCGAGUCAAUCAAUCUUCCGGUAUGUGAAGUGCUGAUGGCCUUCACCCAGACACUGCACCUGUUGCGGCCCAGCAAGUGCCCUGGGUUUGCUUAUGCUUGGCUGGAAAUUGUUAGUCACAGAGUGUUCAUUGGCCGCAUGUUGGCCAUCACUCCACAACAAAAAGGAUGGUCAAUGUACUCAAUGUUAUUGGCAGAUCUGUUCAAAUUUUUAGCUCCCUUCCUAAGAAAUGCAGAGCUAGCCAAGCCACUGACCAUGCUGUACAAGGGAACCCUGCGAGUGCUGUUGGUGCUGUUGCAUGACUUUCCGGAAUUCUUGUGUGAAUACCACUAUGGUUUCUGUGAUGUCAUCCCUCCAAACUGCAUUCAGAUGCGCAACCUCAUCCUUUCAGCAUUUCCUAGAAACAUGCGCCUUCCAGAUCCCUUCACACCAAACCUUAAAGUUGACAUGUUACCAGAGAUUACAGUGUCUCCCAAAAUCCACACUACUGUUGCAAACCUUAUCCAGCCCCCUGACUUCAAGAAGAAUUUAGAUUCCUACUUAAAGAACCGAACACCAGUCACGUUUCUCUCUGACAUGAGAACUUAUUUGCAGCAGGUCUCUAGUGAGCCUGGAAUGCGGUACAACAUGUCGGUGAUGAAUGCUCUGGUUUUGUAUGUUGGCAUGCAGGCCAUUGCACAGAUCCACAGCAAGGGCCUCACUCCUUCCAUGUCCACCAUUGCACACUCCGCCCACAUGGACAUAUUUCAGAAUCUUGGUGUUGACUUGGACACUGAAGGCCGAUACCUGUUCCUGAAUGCCAUCGCCAAUCAGCUGCGCUACCCCAACAGUCACACUCACUACUUCAGCUGCACCCUCCUGCACCUUUUUGCUGAAGCCAACACAGAAGCAAUUCAGGAACAGAUCACCCGAGUCUUGCUGGAAAGGCUGAUAGUGAACCGGCCACAUCCAUGGGGACUCCUCAUCACCUUUAUUGAACUUAUCAAGAAUCCCUCAUUCAAGUUUUGGAGCCAUGAAUUUGUAAAGUGUGCUCCAGAAAUUGAGAAGUUGUUUGAGUCGGUGGCUCGGUCAUGCAUGGUCCAGAAAGUGUCUGCUGCCAGGGAGGGCGAGGCCUGACCACAGGUGCUGCACACAUACUGUUCCUCGCAGGACACCUGACCACACGCAUCCCACCCUGUGCAGGCAGCAGUCGAAGCUUUAUAUUUUAGAAUGCAGGAUUUGAGAUUAUAUGGUAUAGGACUGUGUUGAUGUUGACUUUUGGUGCUCCAGAUAGGAGCCAAGAGUGUCCUGUGACUUGCGGUGCUUGGCUGAAAGCUACUUGACAUAGAUGUUAAUAUGUGGUGACAUGAAUUUCUAAUAUAUAUAUAUAUAUAUAUAUAUAUAUAUAUAUAUAUAUAUAUAUAUAUAUAUAUAUAUAUAUAUAUAUUAUAUAUAUUAUAUAUAUCAAUUCCUCGCUGAAGAUGGCUGUAAGACUUAGUUCUCUGAGGAAGAUAUGCCAGGUGCAGAAUAAUACAGGCUUGGUUUUAUGAUGAGAAAUUUGCAUUAUACCUCAGAUUAUAGAAAUCUCUGAUAUCUAAGGGACCCAGGUGAUGUAUAACAUUACUGUGAAAUAUUGUUUGUUUUGAAAAUUUCCAGCAAUUAUUGUGUUUAUUUAUGAAAUUAAUUUGCCGUUACUGCUGUUCUUUAUGACAUUGGAGCUUGUCAUUACAAUGUUGUUUAUGCUUUAUUUGGUAAUUGCAGCAAUUUAAGUGGUUAUUAAAUGCUGUAAAGGUAUGUGAUAAUCUUAAGUCAUUUACUUGAGGAUUAUAGUGAAAUUGAGUUGAUUUGGUGAUUGGUAAAUUAUAUCAAUAGAAGACCAAUAACUGUAUAACCUACAAUAGUAAGGACCUUCAGACUGAAGUAAAAGUGCAUCUUAAAGGUUGUAAACUUACAGAGGUAUCUGUAAUAACAGAGAUGUGUGUGUAAGACAAAGUAGCCAUAAACAGUGUGCCAGAGUGCAAAAAUGAGAGAAGAUACUAAUUCCAUUGAGUGAUAUGUACCUAUUUCCAUGUGAUCUAACUUCCAGGGAAUUAUGUGAUGAGAUGUACCUAAGAUAUUUAGAUAUUAUAUGAUGUAGAUUUCUAUAUAAUGAUGAUGGCCUUUGCUGAGGAGCUUCUGCAGUAAUGAAGCAAGAAUCAAAGAAGCAAGUUCUUCACAAAGUGUUAGGUGUGUUUCUCCUUCAGCCUCCAAGGAUACAGGUGUGUGGCAAGGACUGCUGAGUGCCACCAGCAACUGAUGUUACCAAAGAGUUGAACAUGCCUUCAGCUUGACUGGUUCUCAGAGGCAUGGCAUCAUCCAUCUCUUGUGAUAGCACUUCGUACCAUAUGCAAAAGUAAUCAUGGGCGCAAAGCAUGUACAAACUCCACCCUCCUUCCUACUUAGGUUCAUAAUAUACUUGAAAGGCUGUCUAGUAGUUAAUGUAAGUAAUAUUAUCAUGUAGUAAAUAAGGUGCCCUUAUAUCCUGAGGCUUUUCAUCCUGCUGUAAAGUGUCUUCGUGGAGGGUGUUGGUGGUCGCAGUGGUGAAGAAGUGGGCUGGGUGGGCAGUACUGCCGUGGCUGACGGCUCUGGUGUUCUCUCAAGGGUGGAGCAGGUCUUUGUCUUGGUUGAACUAUUGCACCCUGGAGGUGGCGUGUUGAAGCACAAAUCUGUGUUAGAUGUAAGAAUUGUAAACCUUCAGGUUGGAACAUAUUUUAGUAAGUGGACAAAAGCUUUGUGUCAGUGUGAAGGCAGUCAGGGAAACACUUAUCUCAGCAGCAGCAGCAGCAGCAGCAGCAGCAGCAACAGCAACAGCAGUUCCCCCACACCUGACAGCAACACUCUUCACUUACCUCGCUUGAAGGACUGCCACAGCUCUCUUAUGGCCAAGAAAUACAAAUCUAGUAUUGUUAAAAAUCAAUCACCAAUUUGUAUGAAAUUGUAUAGUAGAGUUGUUGAGGAACAGAGUGGAGGUGUUCACAGGACAUCCUGUGGCUGUACAGUUCAAGUUUAUUUUUGUUGAUAAGGACUUCGUCUCAAGAUGUGCAGUUGAACAGUUUGUGUCAUAUUCUUUAGUCCAUUGUAGGUUAAGGAUGUGAAUAAAGGUCUUCUUGUAGCAAAGUG